Molecule: messenger RNA, 1793 nt
Organism: Cicer arietinum (chickpea)
Lineage: Eukaryota; Viridiplantae; Streptophyta; Magnoliopsida; Fabales; Fabaceae
Product: histone acetyltransferase type B catalytic subunit
Biological process (GO): subtelomeric heterochromatin formation
Cellular component (GO): nucleus
Molecular function (GO): histone acetyltransferase activity
Source: RefSeq, a predicted model, not a curated record
UCCCUCGCAAUUUAUUUCCCGCUCUGUAAAAACCCUAACCACUUUCUUUUUGAGCUGAGAAGAAGAAGAAGAAAGAAAGAACAAAAAUGGGACAGAAACAGAAGCAGAGUUUGGAAUUGGAUCUCACCGAAACCAAAAAACGACGUCGUGUUGGAUUUUCCGGCACAGAUGCUGGAGUUGAAGCCAAAGACUGCAUCAGAAUCUUUCUUGUGUCAAGCAAAGAAGAGUUCGAUGAUCCUGAGAGUUUUGUAGUCAAUCCUGUUGAUUUGAAUGGCUUUUUUGAUGGCGAAGGGAAGAUUUAUGGUUAUGAGGAUUUGAAGAUUAGCAUCUGGAUUAGCAGCAUAUCUUUUUAUGCAUAUGCUGACAUUACAUUCCGGAGUUCGGCUGAUCGAGGCAAAGGGAUUACAGAACUUAAAGAGGCUCUACAGGCAAUUUUUGCUGAGACUCUUGUUGAUAGCAAAGAUGAAUUCCUUGAAAAAUAUUUGGUGGACAGGAAUUUUCUUAGAACAAACAUCUCAGAUGGGAAGGUUUUGAAGACAAAAGCUUUCAAUCACACUGGUUCGGAUGCUUCAGAUGUUGAGGUUGUUCGUCUGGUGGCAGGCAACAUGGCUACUGGACAACUUUACAGUCAUAUAAUACCACUUACCCUUCUCCUUGUCAACGGUAGCAGUCCCAUUGAUGUAACUGAUUCACAAUGGGAGCUGUAUGUCCUGGUUCAGAAGAAAGCUGACGAGCAGGGAGAGAUUCAAUCUAUGUUGCUUGGAUUUACUGCUGUUUAUCGAUUUUACCACUAUCCUGACGACUCCCGAUUGCGUCUUGGUCAGAUACUGGUAUUGCCUCCUUAUCAGCGCAAGGGCUAUGGUUGUUUCCUUCUGGAAGCACUAUAUGAUUUUGCUAUAUCUGAAAACGUUUUUGACAUCACUAUAGAAGAGCCGUUAGAUGAGCUCCAAAAUCUCCGUUCUUGUGUUGAAACACGUCGCCUGCUUCGUUUUGAACCGAUUCAGCCUUUAGUUGCUAAGGCUGUUUCACUUCUAAAGUCUGGAAGGCUAUCGAAGAAAACACAUAUUCCUCGAGUUUUGCCGCCACCCAGUGCAAUUGAUGAUGUGAGGAAAAAUUUGAAAAUUACCAAGAAACAGUUUCUCCAGUGUUGGGAGGUCUUGAUCUACAUUGGCCUCAUACCUGUUGAUAAGUACAUGGAGAACUUUGUCAACAUUGUUUCGGCACGUUUGAAGUAUGAUAUAUUGGGGAAAGAUUUUGGGACUGCUGGGAAGCAAGUUCUUGAAGUACCGAACGAUGUCGAUGAGGAGAUGUCAUUUGUGAUGAUCAAAUCGGGGGCGGGUGAAGAUAUUACUGCAAUGACAGAGGACAGUGGAACAAACCGAGAAGAGGAACUCGAGAAGUUAGUUCAGCAUAGGGUAAAAGAAAUUCAGUUGAUCGCCAAAAAGCUAACCUCAAAUGUUUGAAGCUCGAUGUAGCUGUUAAUUAAAUCUGUCCUUCACAAGAUGUCAUAGCAUUCUUACUUAUCUAUGACAUUCAGCAUUCCAUGCUUACCAUUGUAGUUUGUUUGGACAAUCACACAAAUGUUUAUCUUGUUAUAUCAUUUUGUUAUAGUAGGCUGGGAAGAAACCGUGUGGUUGUAGCCUUGAGUUGUGAUGAUUGAGAUUAAAUACAGUAAAGUUGAUUGUCGAUAUUCCAUGUCCUUCAAGCCCUAGUUUGGUAGAAUCCAAGAAAUAUAAGGGUUCAAGAUUUUUUUUUUAAUUUUUAAUAAUGUCAUUUAGCUUCAUUAUGAUCUA